Molecule: messenger RNA, 3894 nt
Organism: Electrophorus electricus (electric eel)
Lineage: Eukaryota; Metazoa; Chordata; Actinopteri; Gymnotiformes; Gymnotidae
Gene: slc66a2
Product: solute carrier family 66 member 2
Biological process (GO): retrograde transport, endosome to Golgi; phospholipid translocation
Cellular component (GO): endosome; trans-Golgi network
Source: RefSeq, a predicted model, not a curated record
AGGAGGAAGUCGGCUGUUGUAUAAAGUCCCGGGCACGUUUAUGUAUUUUUAUCUGUAAAGCUCACAUUAGCGAACUUAGAAAAUUUGAACGCGUUCUUUCACUGACCAAAGAAGAGGAUUAUUGAAUUAUCAGUGUAGCUAGAGAAUUGGACCUCGCUAAACAAUAGCUUUACAGUUGAGAGGAAGCGCUUUUAUGACAUUUAGGAGAGACAUUAAUUUUUGGCAACAUUAUUUUUUUUAUAUUGUUGUAAUAUAAAUUUAUUGCCUCCGUAUAAGAUAGGGGUGUUAUCGUAACCUUAAGUAGAAGUAGGAUAGUGUUUACAAUGGACACUUUAAUCUUUUGUCACAUCUUCUGAUACGGUCAAACAAUUAGCGUAAUUAUUAUUCAGUUCACCUAUGAAUGCAACAGAUUAGGCUUGGACAUUUAAACUCAUAAAGCAAAACUAAUAAGGUCAGUGUCAUCAUUCAAAAAUGGAAGAUGAGGUCUUUGAUCAGGUUGUAUAUGUUUUCAAUCAUCUGGUCUCGUGGAUUGCUGCUCUUGCUAUUAUAUUUGGCGGUGUGGUCCCAUACAUCCCCCAAUAUAGAGAUAUACGACGGACACAAAAUGCUGAGGGAUUCUCCACCUAUGUUUGUCUUGUAUUGCUUGUUGCGAACAUUUUAAGAAUACUUUUCAGGUUUGGGCGUUUCUUUGAGAAUGCACUGCUGUGGCAGAGCAUCGUAAUGAUAGUCACCAUGCUGAUCAUGCUCAACUCGUGCACAAGUGUCCGCGUGGCUGCUGAACUCAGCACCAAGCGUCGCUCAUUCACAGCAACAGACAGUAAGGACGAGGAAAUCAGAGUUCCUAAGAAGCUCUUUCUGGAUUUUGAUUGGAACUACUUCUGGCUGUGGAGUCGUUUUGUGGACUACCUGCAGUGUGUGUUGGUGUUCACACUUGUGGCAGCGUAUGUGACAUACCUGCUGCUGGACUCUGCACUCUUUGUGGAGAUGCUGGGCUUCUUGGCUGUGUUCACAGAGGCCAUGCUGGGCACUCCACAACUCUACUGCAACUACCAGAACAAAUCUACUGAGGGCAUGAGCAUCAAAAUGGUGUUGAUGUGGACAAGUGGAGACACCUUUAAAACAGGUUAUUUCAUGGUAACUCAGGCUCCUAUGCAGUUCUGGAUCUGUGGCUUGUUGCAGGUGUGUGUGGACAUCGCCAUCCUCUCCCAGGUGUACUACUACAGCCGAUACCCACAGAAACCUGCUUCACACACCACACACACCACAAGCGCUAAGGCACUGUAAGACACUGUAUUCACAAGAAGCAUCCACAGCAGGCAUGGGCAUACAAACUCUUAACAUUUAAAAUGUCUGAGUUUGGGAAGACUGUUGCCUGACGAUGACCUGGACUUUUGUCACUUUUCAUGUUUCAUCGCUGAACUGAUGGAUUCUUAUUUAUUGUAUGCUUGCGUAUUACAGAAGGUUACAUGUUCAUGGGUGAAUGACUGCAUGCACACAGGCUCUGUACAUGUAUUUAUGCCACACAAGAUUCUGACCUCACUGCUCAGCUACUGUUUUAUAGUCAGAAGCUGUAUUUUUUGUAUAUGAGUCCAGGACAAUAAUUAUUGAGAAUAAAAAUGUCUGCCUUAGAUACAAAAAAGGGCUGGUUUACUUUCACAGAAGUAGUAAUGUAUUUUUAAAACAGCUUUUCCCACUGGACUGACAAACAAUUGAUGUAUAUUUCACCAUUGUUAUAUUGUUUGUUGAUGAUUAGCCAUUUAGUGCUUAGAAACUAAAUGGGUUUGUGUCUUGCUGGUAUGACUUCUGUUUGCUAUGAAUGUGUUGAGUUGUAACUCAUGCUGUGUUCAAAAACACUCCCUUUAUAAUUGGCUUGCAGAAACUGGGAAUAUUCUUUUACAACCAAUACUCCAAAAGAAAAAAUAUCCCACAUGCUUUAAAGAUUAAUAUGAGGAAUGCAUCAUCCCUUUGCAUCCUCUUAUGUGAAUUAGUCAUUUAGUAGUACAGUCAUUUCAACUGCAGGACCAUCUGAGCGACAUCAUGUUGUUUUGGGUACUAUCUCUGGAUGAUAUUGCUGAUUAUCAUUUGAGUUUUAAACCCUUAAUCAUGAUGUAAUCUGGGGCCAAAGGUUCAAAUAUAUACUGUUCUUUGAGUGCUAAAUGAAGGUGCUAUUUGAAGUGUUGUAGUAAGGCAUGCUCAUAGUGAGUAAUAUUAUUAUGCACUCUUAUGAGUUAUUGAAUAUGUGGUGAAUAUUGAUUUUAAAAAGGUAUUUAGUGGGUAAAAGUUCAAGGCUGAUAUUCCUGAAUCACUUCAGUAGAAUUGUAUGUAAUUUUUCAUUAUAAUACAUUUUUGUUCUACCUUCUAAGUCAGAUUUGAUUAUUCUGAGUAGUUUUAAAAUAGUCCAGUGAUAAGUGAUAUCGGUACAAAAAGUUAUUUUGACUGGUGUGAAAUAGCAAUAUAUUCCCUUUUGAAAUGCAUUUGUACAGAAGACAAUGCCAUUUCUGCUAUACUGGGCAUUUUAAAAGCAGUGUUCUUAUAUGGAUCUGUAGGGAAAGCUUGGGUGCUUGAAGAACUUAAAUUUGAAACUGAACACAAUGGGAUACAGCAUAUUGUCAUCUAGACAUUUUCAUUUUGUUCUGUAAUUUCAUUGUAUUUUCUAGGCUGAUGUUAAACACAAGGCAUUUUGGGGACUCUUCUGUAUGCUGAUUUUUUAAGAAAUCUGAAUCAUACACAGUUCUUGUUAUCUGACUUUAUUGUUUGCUAGUGCCAAAGCAAACCAAAUGUUUUGUUGUGCACUAGGUAAUAAUUAAUAUACAAUUUCUGUGUCAGUGCCACUCAAUUAUUUAAACACAUUGUAGCACUUAAUGUACUUUAGUACAUUAAUGUACUUUAAUGUACUUAAGUGGUAUUUUUAGAUUUUGGUCAUAAUCGACAAAAAAGGAUUGGACAAAGGUCCAACAUAAUCAUACUACCAUAAAAUGACUGCCCAAUCCUGGUCCACCAAAGAAUGACUCUCAGAUGAAAAUGUGACUAUAUUAUCAACAGUGGGUUUCUGCGAAGGUAUAGGACUGGUUAGUUAUGUAUUCAUGUAUGAUGCACCUUUAUCUCUGUUACUGCUCAUUGUCCUUGUUUUAUGCAUUAAAAAAACAGUUUGUAUACUGUGUACUCCAACAAAAUGCUGAUCCAAGUAAUAUGUUAUUUUUCUUACAUUUGUAUUCAUAAAUCAUAUCAGAAUUAUGUUUUGCAUAUGUAUAAGUUAUUUAUGUUGAAAAGCUUGGAUGUUCUUUUUGGGCAGUCAUUGUUUAUUUUUGUAUUUUAAUACAAAAUGGUUUUCAACACCAUUUUAGCUUUUCCAAACAAUUAUUGUCAACAUUCUGUAUUAUGAAAUGUAUGAAUUUCAUAUGUGAAAUGUAUAAUUAUUUUAGCCAUAUUCCGCCAUGAUAAUAUGCAAAAUGUUUCUUGAUGGGCUUUAAGUGUACAUUUAGCAUAAUUUAUGUUAAAUCCAGUCGCCUUUUUUUAUGUGUAUUCAUUGCAUUUGUAAUCAGAGAGCAACAGUUUACAUGCUUUUAAAUUUUAUAUAUAGCUAAACAGGUGGCCUUUUAGUAUAUUUACUUCAAAAUAAUCAGCACUUUAUAGUACAACAUGAAUGACUUUAAGCAACUUUAAUGGUUCAUUUACAAUCUUUGUCAGACUUCAUCAAAAGAUUGUUGAACACGUAUUUAAUUCCCUAUACAUGGUUUUGCUGUUUGGCUAGAAUGUUACAUUUUUAUGGCUUUAUUUUGGUUUUAUCUCACUAAAAAUAAGUUUACUGCAUGGUCAGAUUGUUGCAGUCUGCUAAAUGGUGUAUGCGUGGUGAAUAGACUAAUAGUUCUUAUUAAAAUAGGAUACAAGUUUGUA